AUCUUCACUGAGUCGAAGAAGAAAAUAGCGAAGAAAGAGAAAGCGUCAUGGCCGAACAAACGAUGGUUGGACAGAUCCGCAGUGCGACCUUUUGGCGAGCGGUUUUAGCGGAGUGUGUCGCUAUGGCUAUUUUCGUUUUCAUUGGAAUCGCAUCUACUAUUAACUCGCCCGGAGAAGAUGCGACUAUGGUGCAGAUAGCGCUUGGAUUCGGUAUCUCCAUCGCAACUAUGGUGCAGUGUUUUGGUCACGUUAGUGGUGCGCACAUCAAUCCCGCCGUGACCGUGGCCGCCUUCUGCACGCGGAAAGUGAAUAUCCUUGUUACAAUGUUUUACAUAUUGGCUCAGUGUGUGGGCGCGAUCGUCGGUGCUGCUCUCCUCUACGCCUUGCUACCUACAUCCGAUAUUCGCGGAACCCUUGGUGUCACGUCAAUCGCCGGCGUCCAUAACUGGCAGGGGUUGUUCAUCGAAAUCAUCCUCACCUUCCAGCUUGUGCUGACAAUCUUUGCGACCAUAGAUUCUCGUCGUUCCGACUUACUGGGGUCUGCGUCGCUAUCCAUUGGUCUAUCGGUAGUCAUCGGACAUCUGGCCGGGAUACGAUUUACCGGCGCCAGUAUGAACCCUGCACGAUCGUUUGGACCCGCUGUCGUUAUGAACGCAUGGACCGACCACUGGGUUUACUGGGUUGGUCCGAUUAUUGGCGGCGUCCUAGCAGCAUUCCUCUACGAGUUCGUCUUUGAACCUGGCUCUAACAUCACACGUGUCCGAAACGUGUAUUCCAAAGUGAUCAAAAGUGAUGAACCAGAGAAAAACAUGGAAGUCGAUGAUAUUGCUAUGAACGAUGUUAAAGAAUAGACGAAACGAAGUACAGAGACGAAGGCGAACUAACAAUCCUUUUUCUGUAUUUGAGGUCCAGAAAAACAUUUCUCAUGAAUUUGUUAUUCAAAAUCGAGGCUUUUUAUUUUCAAAUCUUCACAAAAGAUGUUCUUAGUGCGAUUUUUCCAGAAAUUCUAACAAAAUUCACUUCUUCAACUGAUGCACGCAAUGAUGACCAGAAACAUGAUUUUAUUUUGGGCCAUAGCCCAAUUUGGAUUGGGGGUGCCAGGAUCUUAUA
Molecule: messenger RNA, 1110 nt
Organism: Saccoglossus kowalevskii
Lineage: Eukaryota; Metazoa; Hemichordata; Enteropneusta; Harrimaniidae
Product: aquaporin-4-like
Biological process (GO): water transport; transmembrane transport
Cellular component (GO): plasma membrane
Molecular function (GO): water channel activity
Source: RefSeq, a predicted model, not a curated record